This is a messenger RNA of Eublepharis macularius, 639 nucleotides long. RefSeq names its product dnaJ homolog subfamily B member 6-like. The record is from RefSeq and is a predicted model, not a curated record. The transcript is spliced from 2 exons. Lineage: Eukaryota; Metazoa; Chordata; Lepidosauria; Squamata; Eublepharidae. Gene Ontology annotation, molecular function: Hsp70 protein binding. Bases 1 to 639 code for a protein of 212 amino acids.
AUGAUAAAUUACUAUGACAUUCUGGGAGUGCAAAGAAAUGCAUCUGUGGAUAACAUUAAAAAGGCAUACCGAAAAUUGGCCUUAAAAGUUCAUCCUGAUAAAAAUCCAGAGGAUAGGGAGGCAGCAGAGAAAAAAUUCCUAGAAAUAUCAAAAGCAUAUGAAGUCUUAUCUGAUGCUAAAAAGAGGGACAUGUAUGACAAAUUCAGCCACAGGCACACAAGUGAAAAAGAGAGACGAAGGGGAGAAAGAGGUGACCAUGGAAGAAGAUAUAAUGAUGAAGACAGAGUCAAAGAAAGAGUUGUUGACAUUGAAUUGGGUGCUCAUGGCCCACACCUGAAUGUACACAUGGAAACAGACUCCUUUUCACUGAAUAUCUUCGGUGACCUGAUUGAUGACAUUUCUGCCUCCAUCAGAGGGGUAUCUCCAGUUGCAGGAACUGGAUUUACUUCGUUUGGUUCUAAAACCCCUGGGGGUUGCUCCAGUUCUUCCAUCACAUCUCUGAACAACAGUGGGAAUGUCAGGUUCAAAUCCAUCAUAACUACCAGAAAGAUUAUUAAUGGCAAAGAGAUCAUUACAAAGAGAAUUGUGGUGGAUGGCAAAGAAAGAGUUAAAGUUGAAGAGAAGCUGAUUUCUCACUGA